UUUGUUUGUCUCGUCCUACUGGGCUUAGUGUAUUAGAUUCGAACCCUUUCACAUAUCCAAUAUUAUCACGACUGGUUUAAACCUGUACGCCGAGAAGCCUCAUGGCGAACCAUCAUCCUUCGCCGCAGAUGGCGAUGCAAAUGCAGCAUCAUGGCCCCCCAGUACCUCCCCCUCCACCUUCUGGGCCGGCUCAAAAUGGUCAAUGGACUCCGUCGCGACAUAUUGUCGCCGUAAACGAGGCACUUUGGAUGCAAAUUGGUAGUUUCUCUGAGCUUCUCGGCAACCUCGAUGAUGCCAUGAUGGCCUACGAGCACGCGCUUAAUGCGAACCCGAACUCGAUUCCAGCCAUGAACGCCAUCAGCCUGAUCCUUCGAACGCGCGAAGAUUUUCACAAGGCAGUAGAGUACUUACAAGCCAUCUUGAAAAUCGACUCUAACAACGGCGAAGUUUGGGGCAGUUUAGGCCAUUGCUACCUCAUGAUGGACGAUUUGCAGCAGGCAUAUGCUGCUUACCAGUCUGCUCUAGUCAACCUGCCAAAUCCCAAACAGGAACCCAAGCUAUGGUAUGGCAUAGGCAUUCUCUACGAUCGGUAUGGAUCUCUUGAUCAUGCUGAGGAAGCCUCUUCGCAAGUCAUGCAGAUGCAACCCGACUUUGAGAAGGCCAAUGAAAUCUACUUCCGAUUAGGUAUCAUAUAUAAGCAGCAAUCCAAGUAUGGUUCAAGUCUAGAGUGUUUCAAAUAUAUUGUAAACUCUCCACCUCCACCAUUGACUGAGGAAGAUAUCUGGUUCCAAAUUGGACAUGUUCAUGAACAGCAAAAAGACUAUGAUAGUGCCAAAGCAGCUUAUAUGCGAGUGCUCGAACGUGAUCCGAAUCACGCCAAGGUAUUGCAACAACUAGGCUGGCUUCAUCAUCAACAGAGCAGUAGCUUCCAAACUCAGGAGCGUGCGAUCGAGUACUUGGAGAAAUCUGUUGCAGCAGAUAAUAACGAUGCUCAAAGCUGGUAUCUUCUUGGCCGAUGUUACAUGUCACAACAGAAGUAUCCCAAGGCAUAUGAAGCAUAUCAACAAGCGGUGUACCGUGACGGGCGGAACCCUACAUUCUGGUGCUCGAUUGGUGUCCUCUAUUACCAGAUCAAUCAAUACCGCGACGCCCUGGAUGCGUAUUCCCGGGCGAUACGCUUGAACCCGUAUAUAUCUGAGGUUUGGUAUGACCUAGGCACUCUGUACGAAUCUUGUAACAAUCAGAUCAACGAUGCCCUGGACGCUUACCAAAGGGCCGCGGAAUUGGACCCUGGGAACCCGCAUAUCAAAGCCAGACUUCAGCUACUACGAGCAGGACAAACCACAGGGAGUAUUCCUCAGCCGGUGCCCACUGACGUGCACCCUCAAUCGUACGGGGCUCAGGGGCCCCAAGCACCACCGUGGACUGGCUCUGCACCUAUGCAGCAAGCUGGGCCUGGCGGCCCUCAUAGGCCUCCCCCGGGCCCUGCUGCAGCCAACGGUUGGGGCCAGAGAACUAGUGACAUCAACCCACCCCAACCACCCAAUCCUUAUGAUCAGCGAGAGGCCUUUCGUGGACCAGUACCGCCACUACCACGGCAGCCCAGUCCUCGACAAGAGAUGAGACCAUAUGGAGGAGAGUCAAAUCGUCCAGGUCCAGCACCACUUCGAAGGGGCCCUUCGCCUGGUCCGCCCACUCAAUACGUCCCUUCCGGACCGUCACAACAGCCUCCCCCACCCCCUCUACAAGGGCCAGCACGCGUUAAUAACCCAAACUAUACGCCGGCGCCUUCGUCAAAUAUGGCUGCGGCUAAUGGCCCACCCAACGGCGCCCCGCCACCACACUCUCUUAUGCCGUAUCGCAACGGGUCUCCUCGCUCAGAGCAAAGGCCGAUUCAUGAUAAUCGCAUGCCUUCGCCCAAGUCAGCUUAUCCACAGCAUCCUCCACCAUUUCCUCACCAUACGGAACCACUCGGUGGCCCACACCUAAAAGGACUAAUGGGCCCUGACAUGCACCGCGAUCAUGAUCGACCGUCGUCCGUUGCGUCCAAGAGAAUGCGAGAGUGGGAAGACGAACCUUCGAUCAAAAAGCCAGCCAACGACGAGAACCGAGCGCGUUUGGAUGAUUUGCGCCACCGACGGCCAUCCACUCCACCGCGCGAUCCUUAUCGUCAGUCCCCAGAUGCCCAUCGCUUUGAGGAACAACGACGCAUGGAGGAGCAGCAGCGCCGCGUCGAGGAUCAGAGGCGAGUUGAAGAGAUGCGCCGCGUCGAUGAGCAACGACACCCAAACGAUAGCUAUCACCCAUCAGAUGCCGCUCAUCACCCCCCAACGCAUUCGAUGCCAAACCACUUGCCCCCAAUGCAGCAGGGACCUCCACCUAUGCAAGGGUUGAUUCACGAUGGACCACAGCCGAGCCCGGCCCCAAAAGAAUACCCCCAAGAUGAGCGGCAGAGACUCGAGCACCCCUCUGCUCCUGCUCCGCCGCAAAUGAACGAACCCGAACGAGCUGCCAGGAAGAUGGAUGUCGACGAUGACUAUGAUGAUAGUGGAGAGGAGGAGAAGAAGGUGAAUGUUAACGGUGUUGUAUCUGGACCUGGCUCGUCAACUAGUGAUAUGAAGAACACGACGCCCACUAGUGCUAGCAUCAAUGGGAUGAUGGGGCCUACUCCAAAGGCAGAGGGGACCGCGUGAAGGGAAAGGUUUAUCAACGAUUGCUGAAUGUCAAACAUACCCCUUUCAUCAUUGUUCAGGAUUACUUCGAAGCUGUGUAU
This is a messenger RNA of Hypoxylon fragiforme, 2773 nucleotides long. Its product is annotated as TPR-like protein. Lineage: Eukaryota; Fungi; Ascomycota; Sordariomycetes; Xylariales; Hypoxylaceae. The record is from RefSeq and is a predicted model, not a curated record. Gene Ontology annotation, biological process: regulation of gene expression. Gene Ontology annotation, molecular function: RNA polymerase II cis-regulatory region sequence-specific DNA binding; chromatin DNA binding; protein binding. The transcript has 8 exons. Bases 102 to 2693 code for a protein of 863 amino acids.